Messenger RNA from Trichoderma asperellum CBS 433.97, 558 nucleotides. The record is from RefSeq and is a predicted model, not a curated record. Lineage: Eukaryota; Fungi; Ascomycota; Sordariomycetes; Hypocreales; Hypocreaceae.
AUGGAUUCAACUUCUAGUCUCAACCGUGCCAAGACUCUCCAGGCCACUUGUAGCUUUGCAAUCGCCGCCAGUUCUGGAGAUACCUGUGACUCCUUCGCUGCCGAAUGGGGCUUGACCAAGCAGACUUUUGAGUCUCUUAACCCCGGCGUCUCCUGCCCGAACCUCGGGGUCGGUCAGAACUAUUGCGUGGUCGGCACAGUUUCAUCUGCGCCGCCCUCGGGCUCCUCUUCGUCUUCGGCUCUGCCGGCCAAAACCUCCUCCACUCUCGUCACCUCCACGCGCGUGUCGACCACGUCGUCAUCAACGACUUCAGACCAGCCGCAGCAGACGAGUACCGCCGCCAAUUGUAACAAUUUUUACCUUGUUCAACCCGGCGACUCGUGCCCUCCUAUUGAAAACGACUGCAACAAGUUCUACCUCGUCAAGUCCGGCGAUUCAUGCGCCACUAUUGCUACUAGCCAAGGGACGACGGCUGCCAACAUUGAGAAGUGGAAUCCAGGCGUCGGAUCCACCUGCACGACUCUCUGGCUAGGCGAUUACAUUUGCGUCGGCGUGUAA